This is a messenger RNA of Caretta caretta (loggerhead turtle), 4469 nucleotides long. RefSeq names its product hyaluronan and proteoglycan link protein 4 (gene HAPLN4). Gene Ontology annotation, cellular component: synapse; perineuronal net. Gene Ontology annotation, molecular function: hyaluronic acid binding. Lineage: Eukaryota; Metazoa; Chordata; Testudines; Cheloniidae. Gene Ontology annotation, biological process: glial cell differentiation; central nervous system development; cell adhesion. The record is from RefSeq and is a predicted model, not a curated record.
GGAAAGCAGUGGCUGGAGGGGGGGCCACAGCCAGCUCCCCUUGCCCUACCGGGGCAACCCCUUGCAGGUUACAGGUAUCCCAUCAGCCUGUCUGCUGCCCCCUAGCGGCCACAGCCCGGGACAGCGCGCACCUGCUCUGCCUGUCGCGCAGGAGGGCAGGUGGUUUGGGGGAGCUGGGCAGCACAGGCAGGAGGGAGCCCUGGGGAAAGAGAAUGAAGGAGCCCAGGGGGCUUGUGGUUAAGGGCCCUGGGCCUGGGUUCAGGAGCUCUGGGUUUAAUGCCCAGCUCUGCCACUGACUCGCUGGGUGGUCCUGGGCGAGUCACUGGGUCUCUCUGGGGCUCAGUGCUCCAGCUGUAAAAUGGGGUGAAUGAUCCUUCCUUUGUCUGUCUGGUGCAUUCAGGCUGUGGGCUCUAGGGGCAGGGACUGUCUCCUGCUGGGUCUGCUUAGUGCCCGGCACGAGGGGCCCUGAUCGGGGUGGGGGGUCUCUAGGCGCUCCCCUUUUCGCUGUAGCAGACCCACCCCAUGUCUCCCCCCACGGGCAGAGCAUCCUGCUGUCUGCGGCACAGCCCCAGCUGCCAGCUCCCGGCAGUGACCGAGCCCGGCUCCUUUCUCCUUCCCAAGUCUUCCCCCCCCCGCCCCCUCCGUCCCUCCCAGCCCAUCCGCAGCCGAUAACUGCAGCGGCUCCAGUCCCCCGCCGGCCCCGCUCCUCGCCUCGCUGCGGAACUUUCUCUCCGAGCAGGGACCCGGCGCCCUCCUCGCAGAUCCGGCUGGGGGCGGCCCAGGCAGGGGGAAGGAGCCAAGCCCGCGGGCCCCUCGGAUGCACCGAGCCCACCUCCGCCAGCCAGGGGCUGCCCUGGGCCGGACCCCGCGCGCCCUGCCCCGGGACAAUGAUGCAGCCUGUGUGCCGGGCAGCCACCCUGCUGCUUCUCAUCGCCGUCCUCUCCUCCCCGCCAGCGCUCAGCGAGAGGGGGCGCAAGAAGGUCAUCCACGUGUCAGAGGAUGAGAGUGGGGCCGUGGUUGUCCAGACGGCGCCUGGGAAGGUGGUCACCCACCGGGGCGGGACCAUCAUCCUUCCCUGCCGGUACCACUAUGACAUGUCAGCCCACGACCCAGCCGAGAUCCGCCUCAAGUGGACCAAAGUGAUGGACCCGAUGUCUUUUGUGGACGUCUUCGUGGCCAUGGGGAAGGAGCGCAGGGCUUUUGGGAGCUACCGGGGGCGCACGGCCCUGCAGGAGGAUGGGACAGGGGACGCCUCCCUCAUCAUCCGCAACGUCACCCUGCAGGAUUACGGGCAGUAUGAGUGCGAGGUUACCAAUGAGCUGGAGGACGACACGGGCAUGGUGAAGCUGGAUCUGGAAGGAGUGAUCUUCCCAUACCACCCGCGCCUUGGCCGCUACACCCUCAACUUCCAGGAGGCCCAGGAGGCGUGUCUGGCCCAGGACGGCAUCCUGGCCUCCUACGACCAGCUGCACAAGGCCUGGGUGGAGGGCAUGGACUGGUGCAACGCCGGCUGGCUGGAGGAUGGCUCCGUGCAGUACCCCAUCUCCAGGCCCCGAGACGAGUGCGGCCGCAAAGACACCCCAGUCGGGGUCAGAAGCUACGGGUACCGGCACAAGGAGGACGAGCGCUACGACGCCUUCUGCUUCACGUCCAACCUGAACGGCAAAGUUUACUUCCUAAAGACCUACCGCAAGCUGAGCUACCCUGAGGCCCUCCAGGCCUGCAAGAAGAACGGCGCCAGGGUGGCCAAGGUGGGCCAGCUCUACGCUGCCUGGAAGAUCCAGCUGCUGGACAAGUGUGAGGCGGGCUGGGUGGAGGAUGGCAGUAUCCGCUACCCCAUCGUCAACCCCCGGGCACGCUGUGGGGGCCGGGAGCCCGGCGUCCGCAACUUGGGCUUCCCGGACAAAAAGUACAAGCUCUUCGGGGUCUACUGCUACAAGAAGGCCAGCGAAGGGCCCCCCAAGGACGGCAGGGAGGAGCCGGGCAAGUGGAGGCCUCUCCAGGUAUAAGAGGCAGCCAUGGCCGCUCUGCUGGGGACAGAACCGCUCUUGCAACCAUCAGACGAACGCCGCAGCUGGAGAGCUGCUACCAUAGUAAUUCCCCCCCGCCCCCCCAUCCCUUCUCACCUGGAGCCGGCUGUGAGCCAGGACUGUGGUACUGGCCACCGAGCCCCAGGGACCGGGCAUUUCUUGGUAACAGCAUCACAGGAAACAGAAGGGAACACGCCCCCCCCCUUAUCCCUUUCCAUAGCAGGUGGGGACGGUCCCACGGCAUGGCAGGCUGGGGAGGGGCUCUGUGGUAGAGAAGGGAAGAGGGCUGGAGGGGGGACCAUGCCAGCUUCAGUUCACUUGCUUUCUCCUGCAAACGGACAUCCAGCCCCUGCACUCGUAGGGGCCGCUCCUGCCAUGCUCUGGUGCAGCCGCUGCCCCCCCUCGCUAACCCAACCUCCGGAUUCCUUCUUGGCUUCACGCUGCUGUGGCUAGCGCUGGGAAUCUAGUUUUUGGCCUUUCUCUGCUUGCGGAGGGGGCAGGGCCGGGCUGCCGCCCCUGCAGCUUUCCCAGGAUCCCCCAGGCCAAUGCCACGCUCCUGUCUGGGGCUGGGGGCUGUUCAGAUGUGGUGCACACCCGCAGCGCUAGGGUGGGUCCUGCUGAACUGGACAGGCCUUGGGCCCUGCUCCUCCCAUGACUGUGGAGGAUGGAAACUCAGAGGGGGCGUAAAUGGGAGUGUAGCUCUCGCCCCACGCAUGGGGGGCGGAUGCUCAGAAGAUUAAUGCCCUGGUUGGGGAGUGGGUGGAUGGUGCAAAGUGUCCGUGUGGGAUGGCACCGCCCUGUGCAGUUUACGGCCCACGAGCUCCCUGUCAGUGCUUCAGCUAACGGCACCGGAGCAAAAUCAACAGCGUCCCCCUGCCCGCAGCGCUGUGAAGAGAAGCAAGCGUGAGGGUGUCGGAAGAGACCAGCUGCUCCCCUUGCUCCCCGGGAUCUGCGCAGCUCGGCACGGGUCCUGCUGACAAAGCUCCCUAAGGGACCAGACGGCGCAUACUCAGCACUAGGUUCAAUUCAAAGCCCUUGAAACACCCAUGGAAAGGCCUAUGCUCCCUGAAUGUACCCAGCACAGGAGGGACAGGAAAGCAGGCACGUUGAGAGCUGGACUCACUAGCGUAAGCUUUUCUAGAGCAAAAACCCUUUGAGGUACAUGUAAAACAUCUGGCUGAAUAAUCCCAUCUGUGGAGUUUAGUUUAACAUUGUAACAUAGCCAUGCGGGAACUAUGCCAUGGUCAAGCAGCUGAUCUAACUUUACAGGGACAGAACUCUGACCCUCCCCCUUCGAAAACACACUUUGAGCUGAAGGAGAAUCCCCUUAGCGCUAUACAGUACAGGGCAUAUGGUACUCAGUGGUACAGCUCAGAUUCCAUCUGUGGGCGGUCGUUGUGCUCCACCCACACCAGCCUGUUCAUUACGAUAGGUGGGGUGAAUCACCUUGCCACUGAGCACAUGAAGCUAGGCACUAUAGGAAGGCAGGAAUCUGGCAAAUCGGGCGUGGUUAAGCUCAAACAGGCACUGACCACUGCAGUAGGAAAUUGGUGUGUGGGUGCUUUGCCGUGAGCUGCAGUGUCCAGGGCUCGCCCAGGGCUGAUGCUUGCUGCUGUCCCUUAAACAAUCAAAGCGCAGGUGGGGUUUUCCCCCAUCCCGGGCAAAGAAAAAAGUGACUGGAUUUUUCAGUCUCCACAGUGCUGUCCUAAGAGAUCCCCAGCCAGGGGCCCCCGUGAUAGUCCCCUGAGAAAGGGGAGCUACUCUGUGGAGUCGGGGCGACCGAUGGGGAUUAAUACAGCAUCGUGAUAUAGGGCCCGAUCCUGCCAGGCACUGAGUGCCCUCAGCCGCCACUGAAAUCAGCACCACGCAGGAUGGGGUCGGCGUGGGAGAGAAAUCUAGUGAGGGGGGAGGAGCCAGGGAAAGGGGGCAGGGAUUUGGCUUCCCCGUGCCCUGCAGAUGCGCAUUGCCUCCCAGGCCAGGGCAAGUGCAGGGGGUCGGCCGUGGUCACCCCGGUGGCUCGCAGUGUGUUUCCCUGCUCGAGGCACAGAGCCCGUCCUGCUGGCUGGGGCUAUCUCCCCGCCCCCGAUGCAUGCAGUCCCUGUGCCGCCUCCCGCUCUCGCUACAACGCUGCGUCGCUCAGAGACGCCGUGCUUGCCUUCGUUUUCAGCUGCAUGCAUGGCCGGGCGAGGGACACCACCCGCGACAGGGGAGGGAGCUCCGGGUCCCUCUGCUCUGAGUUGAGCAGCAGAACUGAUCAGGGUCUCCGUUCCCGCGACUUAGGGCCAGACGGCAACUGGGACGGGCCUGCAGGAGGCUCUCAGAGCCAGAGGUCACAAAUAGGCUCCCCAGAUCCACUGGGGCUUCCCUUCUGGCCAGUGGGGGGUCGGUUGUGGUCGGGGAGCUAAUGAAAUAAAGGCUUGGCUGUUGAGUGAGAAUGAA